Messenger RNA from Rotaria socialis, 573 nucleotides. The record is from the annotation of a GenBank genome assembly. NCBI's taxonomy places the organism in Eukaryota, Metazoa, Rotifera, Eurotatoria, Philodinida, Philodinidae.
AUGGGAUUAAACCAAGUGAAACUUGAGGACCAAGUUCAUGAAUCGAUAGCAAAAUAUACGGAAUUGAAACGUGAUGACAUGCGCAUAUGGCAAGACCGUUUUACUCAGCAAUGCAGUCCAGGUUCGACAACAAUGAACAAAGAACAAUUUUGCAAAUUCUAUCAAGAACUUCGCCCAACUGAAAAUGUGAAACGUUUAAGUGAAUAUAUUUUUCGAGCAUUCGAUUUAAAUGGUGAUCAUGGUAUAACAUUUUCUGAAUUUUUAAUGGCCUAUGUUUCGACAACUGAAGCACCAUUAGAGGAUAAACUUCGCUAUGCAUUCAAUGUUUACGAUAUAGAUCGAAACUGUUCAAUUGAUCGAGCUGAAAUUUUAUUUAUUUUACAUGCAAUGUUUGAAUUAUUGGGUAUGAGUGAUGAUAAAGCACGGAAAUAUUCAUACGAACAAUGUGCAGACACAAUCAUGAAAAAUCUUGAUGUCAAUGAAGAUCAACAUAUAUCCAAAGAAGAAUUUAUUCAAGGUUUAAUACGAGAUCCAUUUUUACAAAGUCUUAUGAAUCCAUUUCAGCAUGUUUAA